CAAACCUCAGGCCGUCUGCCUUCGAUUCGCGAGCAUGGCAGCGAGCGUAUCACUGCCGAUGCGUGAGCCGUGCUACGUCGCGGUCGGCGUCAUGACCGUGCCUCACUACCGGAAUCGGCGCGACGCCGCGAGGCAGACGUGGAUGACGGGCAGCAACGUCGGCUCGACGGUGGUCGUCCGGUUCCUCAUCCGCGCUGGCGGCUUGCAUCCGGACGUGCUUGCCGAAGCGAAGCGGGAGCAGGACGAGCACGGUGACAUGACGUUCCUCCCAGUGGCAUCGGAGCACGGCAGCCCGCCGCAGCGUGGGCGCGUGCUCACGCUGCACGCCUGGACGAGGCGUGCGACCGCGGUCUGCCCGACGGCGCGGUGGGUGAGCAAGGCGGACGACGACGUGUACAUCGUCACCGUGGACUGGGAGGCGCAGCUGCGGAUGAUCGCCGCGGGACGCGAGGGACGCGCCAUGCUGCACGGCAAGGUUGUGUGGCACAACUGGAACGUUAAACACUUUGUGCCGCACUCGUUUGACUACAGCUACAACCCGGACAACUGGAGGCGCGUCAUCGACUACCUCGGCGGCGACGAGAGCAGGGCGCGCUUCCCGGACGAGCGCCGCCGCUUUGAGCUCUGCAGGACGCACGGGGCCCGCCAGUGCGAGUGGUGCCCUGCCGAGGCAGAGUGCACCGGCCCGUUCUAAUCAGUUAAUUACUGAAUGAAUCAAUGAACUCAUUAGGUGCCCUGCCGAGGCAGAGUGCACCGGCCCGUUCCCCUUCCCCACGGGCUGGCUGAUCACCAUGUCGGCGCCGCUCGCGCGCGCCCUCGCCGGCUCGCCGGCGGUGGCCGCGGAGGUGGCCCGCGCGGAGCGGCUGACCCGCUCGUGGGGAGGGCCUCUCGUAGAGGACGUGUGGCUGGGCUCGGUGGUGCACCGGGCGCUGGCAGACUGGCCGGUGCUGUGGGUGCAGAUGGACUUUGCCCACCAGUUCAACGGCGACUGGCCGGCCGUGUGCCGCGCCGAG
Molecule: messenger RNA, 1013 nt
Organism: Emiliania huxleyi CCMP1516
Lineage: Eukaryota; Haptophyta; Isochrysidales; Noelaerhabdaceae
Exons: 3
Coding region: 35-694 (219 amino acids)
Cellular component (GO): membrane
Molecular function (GO): hexosyltransferase activity
Source: RefSeq, a predicted model, not a curated record